This is a messenger RNA of Paramecium sonneborni, 2776 nucleotides long. The record is from the annotation of a GenBank genome assembly. NCBI's taxonomy places the organism in Eukaryota, Ciliophora, Oligohymenophorea, Peniculida, Parameciidae.
AUGUUUGAUGAGAUUUCAUUGUUAGGAAGGUUUAAUUAGUUAAAAAUGGAAACUAGAUAUAGAAAUUCAAGAUUUAGUGGAUAAUGGUUAUAUCCUUUUAUUGUUAUAUCGACAGCAUUUGAUUGGAGUAUGAUAAAUAUUGGAGUAGUUUUGAUGACAUUGAUUUUAACAGCUAUUUUAAAAAAUCAUAAUAAAUUAAUUUAUUUCUUAAGAGUAUGAAAAUAAAAGUUAGUAAUAGGUUCUAUUAUUAUUUCCAGAGUUACUUCUUUAAAAUUAGAAUCAUGCAUUAUUGAGUUCAUUUUUGUUAAAUUAGAUAUUUAUACCUGAUUGGUGGACUUAAAUUCUGUUUCAGAUGAUUUAGGUUAGGUCUUUGAAUGGAUUAUACAUAGGAUUUGGAUUAGUAAUGUUGUCUAGAUAUUUUGAAAUAUUAAAGCGAAGAUUUUUUAUCUCAUUUUAUAUAGAGGAAUAUUAAUAGCAUUAAAAGGAGUGUAUGUUAGAGAAAUUGCCAAUAGAGAUUUUUAUGAUAAACAGUGAAGGAAAUAUGUUGUACAGUAACAAUAAAGUAAAAUAAUUUGAGAAUGAGUUAUAAAGGAAAUUAAGUAAUGCAAUACGGAAAAAGAAAAUGAAUAAAAUAACAAUAAAGAGUAAAGAAUACAUAUUAGAAUAAUAUGAUAAUGAUUUCAUUUUGACACAAUAAUAAUUUAGUUGUGGGGAUGUGGAAUUGUUUUAAAAGUUUUCACAAUAGAUUGAUUAAUUAUACAAUUUAUUAUGUUAGGAUUACUAGAAGUGGAACAAUUUGAGAGCAUUCAAAGUAGUAAAAGAGAGUGAUUUAAGUAUAUUGGGAUAAUGUACUAUGGAUUGUAGACUAUUGAAAUAAUAAAUAGAUAUGAUAAAUCUAUUGAAUCAUGACAGUUAAUAGAUAACAUAUUCAUGGUUAGAGAAAGAUGAGUUUUUUUGUAAGUAAAUUAUAUGAUUUAGUGAAGAACUAUGUGGUAAAUGUAAUUGAAUCAAUGGUGAAUAGACUAUAGGAGCAUUACAAUUUAAUUUAACUUGAAUUUGAAGAGGGAAUUCCUGAAAAAUUGUUAGGGAAUAAACAUGCAAUUUUGUAUAGUUUAUAUGCAUUUUUAAUGAGUGCAUUAUUGGUGGAACAGAAAUCUGAUCUAUUAACGAUAAAUGUUAGAAUAGCAUAAGUUUACUUAGAUAAAUCUGAGUAUGACUUAGAGAUUUCAAUUAGUUAUCCAUGUUCAAAUAAAUAAAUGAAAUUAUAUUGUUAAGAUGAAUAUGAAAAUGAAAAUGAGAGAUUAUUGCUUUACAUGAUUAAUUAAUGUAAAUAAUUAUUAUCUAUUGAUUAUAAAACUGAUGGUGAUAAUAUCAUUAUUUUAUUAAUCACUAAAGUUUAAUUAGGUAAAAGGAGUGAUAAAUCCUGUGACAAUAUUCAAGUGGUAGAUUUAAACUUUACUAAGAAUUUUAUUGAUCUUAAUCAUUACUUUUGGAAUGCUAAAAGAUUUUCUUCACCAACUAUGACUUAUGAUAAAUCUUUCAGAUCUCCUCUUUAAAAAUACACUGCAAAAUUUAAUAAUCCUGAUUCUCUAGCUUCAACCAUACAAUUAAAAUCCAUUCCCCAAUCAGCAUAAGCAUCUGCUGCUAAUUCUAAUACUUAAUCUCUUGAAAAUACGUUGAUGGAAAAUCAAGACAUUAUCAAAGAAGUCGAAAAUGCCAUUAAAUAUACUACACAAUUCCCUUAAAUUCAAGAAGAGAUGAUACAAUUACUCGAAUAAACAUUAUAAGCAGCAUACAAUGAGGGAAUUUUAGAUCAUGAUAAAACUAUACUUGAUAUUGGAUAUCAUAAUGUUUAGAAUGAUAAGAUUAGUCAAAUUAGUAUAAGAUCAGACACUUAAUUUGCUCAAGAUUAUGGAGAUUAAUUACAAGAUCAUAAUGAGAUAUAAUCUCUAAAGAAAGAUUCUCAACCUAAAUAAUUUAUUACUCCACAAUUAAAACCAAGAUAAUUGUAAAAAUUCGAUAAUUUAAGAGUAUAACCUCUCCUUCAUCCAUUAAAUAAAAAAAAGAAAUAAGUAAAUAAAUCUAUUUUGGGAAGAAAAAAUUAAGAUUAAAAAUAAUUAAGUGUUCUUUUCAGUCCUUGUGUAAUGAGUAGAUUUAGAAAUAACUUAGUUUCCAUAGUUUAAAGAUCUAAAACAUAAUUACCUAAUUUGGAUGAUAACAAUGGUAUUUUAAUAAAUUAUUUUAAGAUUUAAUAUUUAACAUUAGAGUUAAAGAACAUAGAUUAAGAAAGUAAUAAAGAAAAUGGUCUAAUAAAGUUAGAUUAGAUGAAUUACCAAAAUAACUACCAAUAAUUUUAUGUUUAAUACCGAAUACUCAAUUUAUUCAAGCUGCCUAAAGAUUUGGUAAUAGCAUGUAUGGAAAUUAGAUGAUAGGGGACCCAAUUAUUACAUAUUCUGUUUCAGAAUUAAUUAGCAUUUAUAAACAACAUUUUAAUUAAGGUAAACAAUUUUCAUUUAUAUUGAUUUACAUUCAUAAAAUCAACGAAAUUGAAGAAUUAAGUAUAGCUGUAUAAAGUAAUGAAAGCUAAUGGUCAUAAGAUUCUGAUUUCAAAAAAACUGUAAUGAUUGGCAUCUACAAUUAAACUUAACUUAAUAAAAAUCUAUAUCAAUAUCUUCAAUAUACAAUUCCACUUAGUCAAGAUGCAGAACAAUUAGCUAAAUCAAAAGAAUGGAUAGCAAAAAUAUGUAAAUGAUUAUAAAUUAUUAUUAUUAAAAUU